Molecule: messenger RNA, 1899 nt
Organism: Gasterosteus aculeatus aculeatus (three-spined stickleback)
Lineage: Eukaryota; Metazoa; Chordata; Actinopteri; Perciformes; Gasterosteidae
Gene: c1qtnf5
Product: C1q and TNF related 5
Molecular function (GO): protein binding
Source: RefSeq, a predicted model, not a curated record
GAGCUCUGUCCUUAUGGUUUUGACACUGCGGGUGAAGGAGGAGAGGAUUACUGUCAUGGAGUCUUGUCUGAGUGGGAGACUGAUAAUGGGGAGGAUGUUAUCUGAAUGCAGCGAAGGCAGAGAAAGAGAAGUAAAGGAAGUGCGAUUGUAUCUGUUUCUUUGUAUAUCAGUGUGCAUUUUUCUCCUCAGUCGAUUAAACGCUGCUGUUCUGUGUAAAUUAUCUCAUGUAAUAAGAGCUCGUUCCCUGCUGCAGUUUGUAACUUUUCCCUUUUUGUGCCCUCAGCCCUCUGAGCUCUGAGGUUACGUCUUGGAGACUUUCCCAAACACUGAUGCGCAAUCUCCCAAAUAUCCAACCCCUCCUUUCAUACUCAUCCCGUCACAAUGUGGCUUCAGAGUUGAUUAUUUCUGCUUUUGUUUUUUGCUGGAGUAACUCUGUAUCCUCCCUGCUCUCUCUCUCUCUCUCUCCUACCAGCCUCUAAUUGGGUUUCAUCACCAUUUCCUUGCAGUUUUUUCCCCAGCUGACUUUGGGAGGAACAGCUUUCACUGGCUUCUCUUUAAAAGCCCUCAAACAUCAGCGGCAGCAGCAGCAGCAGCUCCAGAAGACUUUACUGCUGCACCGUCCGGCCUCACGCUGCGAUGACGUCACUCUGGCUCCUGCGCUCGCUCUUCCUCCUCCACGUGCACCUCUCCAGCCAGUUGGACGACAACAAGAUCCCUCCCGGUCUGUGUUCCGGUCUGCCGGGUAUCCCGGGCUCUCCCGGAGCUCACGGCGGCGUUGGUCAGCCGGGGAGGGACGGCAGGGACGGAAGGGACGCCGCUCCGGGGGAGAAAGGGCACAAGGGGGACGCUGGAGACCCAGGUGGGACAGGAGUGCGAGGCCUGACCGGAGACAGAGGGGACUCGGGAGAGAAGGGAGAGAGGGGGCAGGCGGGCGAGUGCGCGGUGGCCCCCAAAUCGGCCUUCAGCGCCAAACUCUCCGUGGGCCGCGCCCCGCCCCUCGCCGCGGGGGAGGCGGUCCGCUUCGACGAGGUCGCGGUCAACGAACAGGGCGACUACGACGGCGAGACGGGGCGCUUCACCUGCAGGGUGCCGGGGGUUUACUACUUCGCCGUCCACGCCACGGUCUACCGCGCCAGCCUCCAGUUCGACCUGAUGAAAAACGCACACGCGACGGCGUCUUACUUUCAGUUCCACGGCAACUGGCCCAAACCGGCGUCCCUGUCCGGCGGCUCGCUGCUGCACCUGGUCCCCGGCGACCAGGUGUGGGUGCAGAUGGCGCUGUCGGAGUACAGCGGGUUUUACUCCAGCACCAAGACGGACAGCACCUUCACCGGCUUCCUCGUGUACUCGGACUGGAAAAACUCUGCGGUGUUUGGUUCAUGAUCCCAUUUUGGGAAAAUGACCCGCGACCUGUUUUGUGUUUGUUUACUUGGGUUUUGCGUUUAAUAAGUUUAAAAGGUAAUGAGUAUAAAACGCCACGGUGGUGAGCCGUAAGGUACAUAAACACUGUUUAUUCAGUGUCUUUUCCUACAGGUGCAGCCUUCAACCUGCUGUGAGGCUUCAUUAUUGUAACAGAUUAUUGUGACAGUCAAUCAGACAGCUUUGUGUUGGUACUUUUUUUUGCCGUCAAUCUCUGCACAGCAAAUAUGAAAAAUACAUGAACCAUCUCAGUUUUUAAAAUACACAUGAAUGACGCAUUUUUUGGGCUUAAAUACAAUUUCACACGGAGGAGGUUAAUUUUACUGCAAUGCAUUAGUUGUACACAUUUCCAAUCCAAUAUUUGGGUCACUUUCUUGUAACAUGCCAGACUGUGCACGCACCGGCCAUUAACCUGCAUGCAAGAAUGAAAGCACACAGAUUAUUUACUAAAUGAACCAAUAAAACAGUUUGGAAACAUUG